AUGGCUAACUCAAAAUUCGAAUAUGUGAAGCAGUUUGAGCAACCCGACAAUCUCCUCCCCAACACGUGGGUCGUGGUCAGAAUCGAUGGACGGGGUUUCACAAAAUUCGCCAACAAGUAUGGCUUUGAGAAGCCGAACGACAAGCGGGCUCUUGAGCUUAUGAACGCUGCCGCCAGAGCAGUAAUGGCCGAGCUGCCAGAUAUUACCAUUGGCUACGGAGUCAGCGAUGAAUAUAGCUUUGUCUUCCACAAAACGUGCAGUCUCUUUGAGCGUCGCUCCAGCAAACUGGUGUCGACGAUUGUGUCUACCUUUACCGCAUACUACGUCCACUUCUGGUCGACUUACUUCCCCGAGACGCCACUAUCACCUCCCUUGCCCAGCUUUGACGGCAGAGCAGUGUGCUACCCGACUGUCCAGAACUUACGGGAUUACAUGAGUUGGAGGCAGGUUGACUGUCAUAUCAACAAUCUCUACAAUACCACCUUCUGGGCCCUCAUCCACUUGGGAGGGAUGGAUGCCACAGAGGCCGAAAAGACGCUGAAGGGGACGUAUGCUGCAGAUAAGAACGAGAUCCUCUUCUCUAGAUUCGGUGUCAACUACAACAAUGAACCCGAAAUGUGCAAGAAAGGCAGCGUUGUUUUCAGAGACUACGAGCUGGUAGAGCCCGGCACGCAUAAUACUACCAUUGAAGUGGACACUUUUGCGGAGCCGGUUCAACAAUCCAAGACGCAGGUCGAAAAUGAUAAGAAACGAAGAGCGAAGGCACGGAUUGUGGUCGAACAUCUUGAUAUUAUCAAGGAUGAGUUUUGGGACCGCCGGCCCUGGUUGCUAUCGAACAAACCAGGCAAGAUCCCAAAGGAGCCAAAAGUCGACUGA
This is a messenger RNA of Parathielavia appendiculata, 876 nucleotides long. RefSeq names its product tRNAHis guanylyltransferase. The transcript has 8 exons. Gene Ontology annotation, biological process: tRNA modification. Gene Ontology annotation, molecular function: magnesium ion binding; tRNA guanylyltransferase activity. NCBI's taxonomy places the organism in Eukaryota, Fungi, Ascomycota, Sordariomycetes, Sordariales, Chaetomiaceae. Bases 1 to 876 code for a protein of 291 amino acids. The record is from RefSeq and is a predicted model, not a curated record.